AUGCAGUUCAUAACAGCAGGCCUCCGAGUCUUCCAACUCAUCUUCACCAUUAUCGUCCUCGCCCUCUCAGUAAAGCUAGCCAAAGGACAAGAAGUCGGCUCCGUGCCCGCAGAAACAGGCUAUGCAGCCUUCACAGGCGGAUUCGGCAUCCUAGCAGCGAUAGUCGGUAUCGCAGCUCUAUUCGUCGAUUCUUUAGACGGGCUCGUCACGAUGGUUCUUGAUGGUGUUUCGGGUCUCGCCUUGUUGGCUGGUGGUAUUGUUUAUGCUGUUCGCCUACGCGGCACGAGCUGUUCGGAUUACUAUACCACUUGGGAUAAUGUCUUGCUCAAUGGUGGGUGCAUCAAGCUCAAUAGUGAGGACUUUGUUCGUUGCGCGUAUACGAAGGGUCAGUUGAAGCCCAGGUGUACUUCUGCUACUGCGGAUGCUGCUUUCAUGUUUUUGGGUUUUGUCAUGUGUGUUGCGGUGGUUGGGGCUUCUUUUGUGUUCCGGGGUCGACGCUGA
Messenger RNA from Penicillium bovifimosum, 501 nucleotides. RefSeq names its product MARVEL domain-containing protein. The transcript has 3 exons. NCBI's taxonomy places the organism in Eukaryota, Fungi, Ascomycota, Eurotiomycetes, Eurotiales, Aspergillaceae. Gene Ontology annotation, cellular component: plasma membrane; eisosome. Gene Ontology annotation, biological process: eisosome assembly; protein localization to plasma membrane. Bases 1 to 501 code for a protein of 166 amino acids. The record is from RefSeq and is a predicted model, not a curated record.